CUAGUAGCUAAAGGUACUCCGUACACCGUGCCUCGUACCUCAUGACUAAGGUCGACGAGUGAUAAACUUAUACUUCAUCGAAUUACCUACGAGGUAUGCAGUAGUUACUUUACUACAUCAUCAUCCACUGCCCUGCCAACUCUUACUUAUGCUGUACUUAUCCAUCUCAUACUGAUAAAGAGAUAAUCAAUCUUCCAAGCAAACUUGACCACCGCCCUACCCGCAUCCUAUACCUUCAUCUACUCCUCUACGCCAAUCAAACGUCUGCAAUGCCUCCAACAGCAGUUAAAAAAACCACAAAGCCAAUAUAUAGAACCGAAAACCCAUUCACCAAAACUAGCGUCCCUGCCAUUGGCCAAAAGCAUCAGGAUGCCAUUCUCGAUAUCCUAUGUGGUUUACUCGAGCCCCUGGGCCAGCAUCGUCAGACUCACCACAACCCAUCAAAGGGGAAGAAAAGGAAACUUGGAGGGAAACAAUCUUCUGUCUCGGCGGUGAACCGCGGUUCCUUCAAAAUGGAUACAUCGGCAGCGGUGGACGAUGCGACCCCACCACCAGCACCGCAGCUCUCCAACCACGUCCUCAUAGGCCUUAAUACCGUGACGCGGCAUUUGACCGCAUUGGCGCAAAAGCAGAUUCCCAGUCAGAUGCCACUUGACAAGUCUCAGGACGACCACCGAUCGGAUCUUCAAAUCUUGAAUGUUACACGCCACGCGGAAAAUGAUGGUGAUCCCGAGAAAAACCACGUAGAGAUGCGGUCAGACGAAGAAGGAGCAGCCCCUCCAAAAGACCACUACGCUCCGCUCCCAGUGGUCAUCAUUCCUCAUCCGACACCCUCUGCUUCCCUCGCUCAUGCCCAUCUCCCAACAUUGAUAUACAUUUCCUCCCUGGACACUGCGCAGCCCACCAGAUUAGUCUGUCUACCCUCAUCUGCGGAAACCCGAUUGGCUUCGGCUUUACAUAUACCACGGCUGGGUGCACUCGCUAUCAAGAAAGAUGCCCCAGGCGCUGGUCCUCUAAUACAAUACAUCAGAGAGCACGUGGAGAGGGUGGAGUGUCCGUGGAUUGGAGAAGGCCUUAGGGCAGAGUGGCAGGGGGUGAAAACGGAGAGGCAAACCUCGUGAUAGAUCGUAGAACGCGAGCUAAGUCCUCGAUCAGCAAACCCACCAUCUAAUUACCUUACGUACGAUACAAUAAUUUGAAAAGAAGUCUAUUCUCAAUGCUUAGAAGAGACGUGGAUAACACAUCAAAAAGUAGGUACAAUCCACGCUUCACGCUACCCUAGCAUGCAUACUGCACGGAUAGA
Molecule: messenger RNA, 1303 nt
Organism: Aaosphaeria arxii CBS 175.79
Lineage: Eukaryota; Fungi; Ascomycota; Dothideomycetes; Pleosporales
Exons: 4
Coding region: 270-1121 (283 amino acids)
Biological process (GO): tRNA processing; nuclear-transcribed mRNA catabolic process, RNase MRP-dependent; rRNA processing
Cellular component (GO): ribonuclease MRP complex; cytosol; nucleolar ribonuclease P complex
Molecular function (GO): ribonuclease MRP activity
Source: RefSeq, a predicted model, not a curated record